Messenger RNA from Centropristis striata (black sea bass), 4068 nucleotides. Its product is annotated as palmitoyltransferase ZDHHC3-like. Gene Ontology annotation, biological process: protein targeting to membrane; peptidyl-L-cysteine S-palmitoylation. Bases 302 to 1237 code for a protein of 311 amino acids. Gene Ontology annotation, cellular component: Golgi apparatus; endoplasmic reticulum. Gene Ontology annotation, molecular function: protein-cysteine S-palmitoyltransferase activity. The record is from RefSeq and is a predicted model, not a curated record. The transcript has 7 exons. Lineage: Eukaryota; Metazoa; Chordata; Actinopteri; Perciformes; Serranidae.
CCGCAACCACACCGAGUCAGCAGUGAAGGGGCGGAGCUCCACCUCCAGGGGGACCUCACCGUAGAAAUCUAUGGACCUCACUAGCAAGAUGCUAGGAUGCCACCGAAGGCAACGUUCAGCGGGGUAUAAUGUAAAUUAAUCUGAAGGGAAUGAAGACACAUGUUCCCAAAUGUCUACCGCUUUACAGCUGAAGGGAGGGACACUGACAGGAACAUGCAAACAGUAUGUGGCACUGAGAUUGAGGCCUGAAUGCACAGUGGAUCUGGCGGCAGCAGCAGGAGGCAUCUAGCUUAGAUGAAGGAUGAAGAGCCCUGUGCACAGAUGCAGGGAUGUGGAGCAUGCGCGUGGGCAGGGCAGGGCCAGUACUGGGGCCAAUUACCUACAGGCUGAGCAGCGCAUCCCUAUCUCCAAAGAUGUCAUCACGUCCUCCUCUGCCUCCGCCAUGUGGUUCAUCAGGGACGUUUGUGGCAUUGUGUGUGCCAUGAUCACCUGGCUGCUGGUGUUGUACGCAGACUUUGUGGUACUGUUUGUGAUGCUGCUGCCCUCCAAAAAUCUGAUGUACAGCAUUGUGAAUGGGACCCUGUUCAACGUUCUGGCCUUCCUUGCCCUGUCCUCUCACCUCAGAGCCAUGUGCACUGAUCCCGGGGCGGUGCCAAAAGGGAACGCGACUAAGGAAUACAUAGAAAGCCUUCAGCUGAAACCAGGGCAGGUGGUCUACAAAUGUCCCAAGUGCUGCAGUAUCAAGCCUGACCGAGCACACCACUGCAGUGUUUGCAAACGCUGCAUACGCAAGAUGGACCACCACUGCCCCUGGGUCAAUAACUGUGUUGGGGAGAACAACCAAAAGUACUUUGUGCUUUUCACAAUGUACAUUGCACUCAUCUCUCUCCACGCUCUGCUCAUGGUGGUCUUCCAUUUCCUCUACUGUUUUGAAGAUGAUUGGACAAAGUGCAGUUCCUUCUCUCCUCCAGCAACAGUCAUCCUCCUUAUACUCCUGUGCUUUGAGGGUCUCCUCUUCCUCAUCUUCACCUGUGUGAUGUUUGGCACCCAAGUCCACUCCAUCUGUAACGACGAGACCGGCAUAGAGCAGUUGAAAAAGGAAGAGAGAAGAUGGGCUAAAAAAACUAAGUGGAUGAACAUGAGGGCGGUAUUUGGACACCCUUUCUCCUUAUUGUGGUUUAGUCCCUUCUCCACCCCUGACCACGGGAAGGCAGAGACCUACCAGUAUGUGGUGUGAGAGCUCAGUUCAGUGAACAAGGUGGCCGGGUCCAAACCAAAGUAGGUAAACCUGCCCAGUCCUAUAGAGCUCAGCUAUGGCAGUCUGCUCCGGAUGCUGAACAGGAUUUACAUUUCUAUCUUCCACACAUGGACAUCAUUCCAUCUGCUUAUUGUUUUGCCGUCUAAGUGCGCUAUACUUUUUUUUGUAUUUCACUGAGGGAGUUGAGAAAAAAGUCCUGGUUGAAAACACUGUGAUAAAUCUGUUGUUGUCUAAACUGAUUCUAUUGCACUUUAAUUACUUUUAAUAUAUUGUACUUUGUUUACUCUUGCUUUCUCUGUAAGUGUUAGUUCAGUUAAAAAAACAAACAAAAAAACAUGUUCUCACUUACCCCUAUUGAUGUUUGGCCCCGCUGCUAGUUUUAGGUGCUGCUCCAAUACAAUGAAAGAGGAUGGAAUCCAAUAUGGGGCUGCCGCUAACAAUUAUUUUCAUUAUUAAUUAAUCUGUAAACUGUCAGAAUAAAAGGUGGCCUUCACCUGUAGGACUAUGAAAUCCAUUUUUUGUUUUCUGGAUUCCUGUUUUAUUCUGAGUGUCAACAGACCCCCCAGAUUCAACGAACCCCCCAGACUUUUUGGGAAAGCUUUGGUAUAAAAUCCCUCCAAUAAGGACUGGCUCAGCUAAAAAUAAAAAAUGUAUAGCUCUGUAUACAUCUUAUUAUGCAGCAGUGAGAUAUGAGCUUGUCUGUAUUUGACUGCACUAUUCCAGUCACCUUCAAAGCAUUUAACAGUAUUUCAUCAUUCACAUUUAUACAAGUACUAAACUUUCUAUUUCGCGCUUUCCAUUUAUCAUUUUCUCCUGUGUGAACUGCUCUGUUCUAAAGUGUGCAUUUUAUUCUUCUAUUCUUUGUUUAUAUGAUAUUUUAUCUAUCCGUUAUCUGAAUGCAUGGUACUGGUGAAGGUUAAUUUAGUGAUGUAUGUAAAACACUGCUGGAAAGAUGAUGCCAUGUCACAAUUCUCUAAAUACACAUCUCAGUACGAUUUUUAAGCUCACAAAUUGAUUCAAUUUCUGAUUCAAAUGUGUAAAGACUAUAAAGUCUUGAUUUGUUUUCAUCCACAGAGUAAUGGUUUUAUGCACUGACAGCUGUCAUUAACAUUGUCAUUUUUGUCUUUAAAAAGAUACAAUGUGUCAAGUGUGAUGCAACUGUCAUCUAUUUUUUUCCAUAAUGUACAGUUAGGCCAAUUUGAUACAAUUUUCAAAUUUGAAUGCGAUAAAAAGUCAUGUUGAUUUGUUUUCAAAUGCUUUCUGGUGCGGACAACUCCUCUUGAGGACAGGGUGAGCUUGCAACAGAGGUCACAUUAGCUGUCCCAUCAAUUUUAACACAUACUGAAGGCCAAAGUGUACUACUAAAUGUAUUUUACGCUGUUACAGGUUCAGCCAAACCUUAUGAUGAAUGAGUGAGCUCUGAAUAUAACAGGAUGCAUUCACCAUUUUGACUAUUUAACUUAUUUGCUUCUUCUUCUGCAGUUUAUUUUCAAUUUUUAAAGUGCAUGUGAGUCAUUUUGUCAAGUAUUUACAACCCCAAUUCAAAAAAGGUUGGGAGCUAUUUAAAACAUAAAGGUUGGGACAGGGGCAUGAUUACCACUGUUACAUCACUUUCUUUUAACCACACUGAGUAAGCUUUUAGGAACAGAGGACAAUAAAGUGCUUGCUAUACGACUUCAGUUGCUCAACAGUCCGGUGUGCACUUCAUAAUGCUCCAAACUGUUUUACUGGGAAAUCAGACUAGACUGCAGGCAGGCCAGUCUAGUAAUCACAGUAUUUUCCAUUGAAGCCAUACUGUUGUAACGUGCAGUAUGUUUCUUGGCAUUGUCUUGCUGAAAAAAGACUGGAUGGCAGCAUUUGUUGCUUCAAGACAUGUAUGUGCCUUUCAGCAUUAAUGGGCCUUCACAGAUGUCAUGGCCUCUAACACACCCACAUCAAAAUUGUGCUUUUUUAGGUGCUUAUCGUCAGUUAUCAAUGCAGUGCAGGGUUCCUGCCCUACCCCUUGCAUGCAGAGAUUUCUCUGAAAUUCUUAAAUUUAUUAUAAGUGUGCGUUAAGAAAUGCUAAUACUGUUGUAUAAUAGGCCCAGAAGGUGGUGAACCACACCCCAUCCUUGAACAUUUUGAGGAAGCCCUUUUUAAACCCAAAAAUGAUACUAUCACUUUCCCUGUCUUCUGUUGCCUCUGUCCCAACUUUUUAUUUUUAUUUGUUGCUGGCAUCAAAUCAGAAAAAGCAUAUAUUUACAAAAAUGAAGUUGAUGAGGUAGAACUUUUAUUAUCUUUGUACAAUUUUUAAUUGAUAUGUCAGGAAGGAUUAUCAGAUUAUUACAUUCUGUUUCAUUUAAAUUCUAUACCACAUAGGGCUGGGCGAUAUAUCGAUAUACAUUUUAAAUAUUUUAUUUAAGAUAUAUUUUUAUUUAAAUGUGGACUUUAUGGAGCUUUGAUUUAAAAAAAAAAAAUGGUUCUCCUGUUGUUAUACAGUAUUUAUGUUUACUUAAAUGAUUUCAAUAAAAGUAAAUGUGACAUCAUCAUAUUCAUAUUUGGCUUUGACUGAACAUUUGCUCUCACUUUGCGAUAUCGGGAUAUAUAUCAUAUAUCGAUAUUAAGCCUAAAUAUAUCGGAAUAUGACUUUUGGUCCAUAUUGCCCAGCCCUAACACCACAUCCCAUUUUUUCAAAUCAGGAUUGUAUUGAUGAUAAGCAUCUUGAACAUCAUGGUAGUGUCAAAAGUUUUGCUCUAUUGAAGUAGUUGUUACAAUCAGGCCUACAUUUUGUGUUCUCAGGUGAAAUCUCUGGUGUGUUUCUUGGGUUAUGC